AUGCAAGGAGAGUAUUGCCAUGGCUGGUCCGACUCUUACAAGAUCUGGCACAAGGGCUUCCAGUGUCCAGAGCAGUAUGACGGCCAGGAUGCAAAGUACUGCUGUGGGACCUGUGCUCUCCGCUACUGUUGCACGGCUGAGGAGGCGAGGCUGGAUCAGAGCUCCUGUGACCUGGAAGAAGGUUUUGAAUUUGAAAACGAUAACACAAUCAACAUGACACCAACGGUACCCGCCUACUUGCCAUUUGUGAUAGUUGUGAGCACAUUUCUGUCCUUUGUGCUACUUGGUACCAUUGUGUCCAUAUGUUGCUGCCAGUGCCUAAAACCAAAGGCACAGGAUCGUCAAAAUGCAUCAGCACCCUUCCAGAACAGCCUGUUGGAAUCUGGAGGGCCAUCUCCAGAGAGCAUGACUCCAUCUCGCCAGUCUAGUUCUAGCUCAACAGGAAGAUCAACAUUGGCACCCCCAAGACAACCAACCACCUCCACUCCUGGCACUGAUGUCAACCCCCCUGGUCCAUUCUAUCAGCCAUAUCUAAACUAUGGGAUGCCCCCAGAGCACACGUUGCUAAUGGCUCCAUUCAUAGAUAACCGCUCAAUGUACGGACACCAACUGGUCCAUUCCAUCCCUCAGACUCCAAUGCACACAGAACAGUUGUACACAGGUGUCACAAUAUGA
This is a messenger RNA of Oncorhynchus masou masou (cherry salmon), 675 nucleotides long. It is a transcript of the gene shisa2a, whose product is annotated as shisa family member 2a. The transcript has 4 exons. Bases 1 to 675 code for a protein of 224 amino acids. The record is from RefSeq and is a predicted model, not a curated record. NCBI's taxonomy places the organism in Eukaryota, Metazoa, Chordata, Actinopteri, Salmoniformes, Salmonidae.